Teleopsis dalmanni is the source of this 661-nucleotide messenger RNA. RefSeq names its product coiled-coil domain-containing protein 86-like. Lineage: Eukaryota; Metazoa; Arthropoda; Insecta; Diptera; Diopsidae. The record is from RefSeq and is a predicted model, not a curated record. The transcript is spliced from 2 exons. Bases 113 to 562 code for a protein of 149 amino acids. Gene Ontology annotation, cellular component: nucleolus.
AGUACUCUAGAGUUGUCUGUCAAACAUGUAAAUAAACCACACGUGCAAAAUAAUAUCAAAUUAGUUUUCAUUCUCUUCUACAAAAAAAGGUUGGGCUGACUUUUGUUUUAAUAUGCCUAAAAGAAAGAAAGAAGUGAAAAUCUUAGCCGAUAAAGAAGCAACUAAAACUGUUCCACAGCUUAAAAAUAAAAAAAACGCUGGAAAAAAAUCAAGUGAAAUACCCCGCGGAAUGCCGAAAUCUGGUAGACCAUGGAAGACCCCAAAAACGAAAUUUACUAGCAUUAAAAAGACUGUUAAUCGUAAUUCAUUUGAAAAGAAAUUAGAGCUCAGAAAUCAACUGCGACAUAUAAAAGAAAUGUCAAAAGAGAUAAAGGAACAACGCAAAGAAGCUGCCGUAGAGAAACAUAAAAGGCGUCAGGAAAAUGCUGAAAGACGCUUGGCAAAUGAACGUCGUUCUGAAGUUGUACAGAUAAUCAAAAAUCCAUCCAAAUUGAAACGUCUGAGGAAAAAACAAAUGCGUCAGAUCGAAAAACGCGAUAUCAGUCAAGUAAAAGUAGCUUAAAGCCCCGUAUCUAUGUCACUUUUAGUUAAUUUUAAAAAUAGUAACUAGUUUAUAACUCUAAAAUUAUAUGCACAUACUAUUAUUAUUAAUAAAUAAAAA